GGGAAACAUUCCAGCCAUGUGACAAUCAAGCAUUGAGAACAAUGAGGUUUAUGACAAGCCUAGCAGAGAGAGGUUUUUCAAAGUUUCAAGGUCAAGAUAUGAUAAGAGAUUCAGAGGAAAGUGUUCUGGUGGAUGACUGGCUGACAUCUAAACAAGAUCUAUUGGACACAUCAGAUGAAGAGCUGAACGAUGACCUUUUGCGUAGCGAUGAUGAGAACGAAACUAUGAGAUGUCACAAUGAAAGCAUUCCUAAACCAAAACUGCAGGUGAUUGCAAAACCUCACCUUGUUUGCGAAACUCCACACCUUGCUGAAGUCCAAGCUACAUGUCCUAAAGAAGAGGUGGAGGUGGACCCCGGUGAAGUUUUAGACAUAGAAAUCAAUGCUCCUUCUGGAGAUGAAUUUCAAGGUGGAUCUGAGUUGCAAGAGGGUCUCGCUCCUCAGCCCUCUGGGCGUCAUCUCACACGCUCCUGCAGGGGACAGCUUGCCCCAGAGGAAACCCUCACUGGACCCUCCCGCAGUCCUGAGCCAGUGUUCCCAGGACAGCAUAUGUUUGAUCAACAACACUCUGCUUCAGUCUUGGACACUAAUCCGCUCCUAGCUGGACCUACUCCCACGGGCUCCAUUCAGCCUCCGGGAAAUGAGAGUGACCCCUGGAGGCCCAGUCUAGCUUUGCAGGGGCCCACGGAUCUGUCAAAGCCUGGGACUCCCCACCGUGGGCAAAAGCCUCUCCAGAAACAUCCAUCAGCGCAGUCUGGCUGCUCCUUUACUGCUCCCUCUGGACCACAGGCACAGAAACCUGCUGUGCUGGUAAGAGCUGUUGCCAGGAUGGUGCACUGUGCCAAGCCAAUGGCUGUUGCCAGGGGGAUGCCCAUUGCCGCAAGGCAGCCAGCAAGUGCCAAGUCUAAGAUAUCUGCCAAAACUCCACCAGCGCCAGGGAUGGUGGGAAGAAAUGUGGGUCAGAAGGUCAAGGUGCAGGCCCAAACUCCUCCAGCUACUCAAAAACUUCCCGCAAAGCCGCUAAACAUGACAAACAACAAAGAGUGUGAAGAGGAGGCGUUCUACAUGGAGAGGCUGCGGGAGCAGAUGCGACUGAGGGAGCAGGUUAUCAAACAGAAGGAAAGGAUGAGAUCUAGACGGACGGCAAACAAGAAGCAUCUGCGGCAGGAGCGAUUCCAAACUGAUAGUUCCACCGGACACUGGAACAACAACCAAAAUCAACAGACACAGCCGUGUGUCUUGGGUUCUUGCCCUCGGAAGGUUACGCACCAGCAGCCCUUCCAUAAUCCCCCUUGGUGUCUCGUCCUGGAGCGCCAUCCAGAAAUCCAGCCCUUGCCUUCACAGCAGCAGCAGUACCAGGUUGUAGUACCCUCAUUUCAGCCAUCAUGGCAGCAAGCUCCACCGACACAAGGGACUCCAUCAGGCCGUGCAGAGCUGCAGCGUAACCAGCAUCAUCAGAGGGGCACAGGCAGGCUGGUGUUACAGGGAAUGGAGCAAGUCCUAGAUCAGAUGAACCAACAGUACAGUAUUGAUGAAGUCUGGCGAGGACACAAGAGGAAGUGUGAGCAGAGAACUUCUGACGGGCCUGUUCCCACCAAAAUCAGAGUGGUCAAACACCUCAGCCCAGUUAGUGUGGGUUGUGAUCUCACACCACAAAUGAGCGAAGAGACUUACGCGGUGACUAAAACGAAGCACAGAAUUGUCACCUUCAGACUGCCUGAUUCAUCGCCACCUUCAUUUCUGCAACAGAGUCUCAACUUUAACUGUCCCAAACAGGGAAGGGGAUCCGGCCCAAACCAGCCCCAGGAUGAGGUGGCUGUCAGGGGAAACCAGCCCAGCGCUUUCAUACCCUUCAGUUCCGGCUUGAGAACAGAGUCUGUUACUGCUCAAACCCAUGUCAACUUCAUUGUAAGACUAAACCUCUGAAUUUCUUGGAGAUCAAGCCUUAUCCAACAAAAUGCUAAGUAGAAAAUGUUCAGUGUUCCCACAGGUUUGGCAACGUUUUUGUUAUGAUGCAAUAUUUGCCGUUUUUGUGAUUGUUGAAGACAGUGGUUUGGCAUUUUGCUCCUUGGUUUCCAUUAAACACCUACACUG
This is a messenger RNA of Carassius auratus (goldfish), 2093 nucleotides long. It is a transcript of the gene rbm33b, whose product is annotated as RNA binding motif protein 33b. The transcript is spliced from 12 exons. NCBI's taxonomy places the organism in Eukaryota, Metazoa, Chordata, Actinopteri, Cypriniformes, Cyprinidae. The record is from RefSeq and is a predicted model, not a curated record. Gene Ontology annotation, molecular function: RNA binding. The coding region runs from base 42 to 1925 and encodes 627 amino acids.